Messenger RNA from Notothenia coriiceps (black rockcod), 2273 nucleotides. RefSeq names its product contactin-4-like. Gene Ontology annotation, cellular component: axon; plasma membrane. The coding region runs from base 1 to 1725 and encodes 574 amino acids. Lineage: Eukaryota; Metazoa; Chordata; Actinopteri; Perciformes; Nototheniidae. Gene Ontology annotation, molecular function: cell-cell adhesion mediator activity. The record is from RefSeq and is a predicted model, not a curated record. The transcript is spliced from 13 exons. Gene Ontology annotation, biological process: brain development; cell-cell adhesion; axon guidance.
AUGUCAUCUGUGGAAGCUGNACAACAGACUAUCACGGAGGAUGGGACUCUACGUAUCACCAACAUCUCCAAAUCUGACGGAGGCAGGUACACAUGCUUGGCCAAAAACCUCUUUGGAACAUCCAGCAGCACAGGAACGCUGGUGGUAAAAGAUCCAACAAAGAUUAUAGUCCCACCCUUGAGUUUGGAUGCCAGCGUUGGACAGAGCCUCGUGCUGCCAUGCGAGGUCUCCAGUGACUCGUCCCUGAGUCCCAUCUUCAAGUGGUUUUUCAACGGGAAAGCAAUAGAUUUCAACAGGCAGGAGCACUUUGAGAUGAUAGGAGGGGGAUUUGCAGGUGACCUGAUGGUGAGGAACAUUCAGCUAAAGCAUUCUGGGAAGUACGUGUGUAUGGUGCACACUGAAGUUGACACUGUCUCAGCAGCAGCAGACUUAAUUGUCAGAGGACCCCCUGGUGCCCCGGAGAGCCUGGUGGUGACGGACAUCACCGACACCACUGUGCAGCUGUCCUGGGGCUCGGGACCUGACAACCACAGUCCUGUCACCAGGUACAUGGUGCAGGCCAGGACCCCCUUCUCCAUAGGCUGGCAGACAGUGAGAACAGUUCCUGAUUCUGUGCCUGGACAGAUGAUGCGUGCAACAGUGAGAGAUUUGAACCCCUGGGUGGAUUAUGAAUUCAGGGUGGUUGCAAUCAACAGUGUUGGUGUUGGAGAACCCAGCACGCCUUCAAAACAGACCCGAACCAAAGCAGCAGUUCCUAAGGUUGCACCAGUUAAUGUGAGUGGUGGCGGAGGAGCUCGAGGAGAACUUGUCAUCAUGUGGGAGCCGGUUUCAGAGGAACAGCAGAGCGGAGAGGACUUUGGCUACGUUGUGGCUUUCCGCCCACUAGGCAGCAGCACCUGGGUCCAGACAGUGCUGGUGUCGCCUGAUGCAUCGAGAUAUAUAUACAGAAACGAAAGCAUCGCUCCUCUGUCCCAGUUUGAAGUGAAAGUGGGAGUCUACAACAGCAUGGGAGAGGGGCCGUUCAGCCGGAUCCUGACCGUUUUAUCCGCAGAAGAAGAGCCCUCGGAGGCGCCAUCCAGAGUAUGGGCCCGUGCUGUGUCAGCGUCUGAGAUCGAGGUGUACUGGGAGCCCAUUGCCCCCGGGUCAAGCAGCGAAAAGAUCAUUGCAUAUGAGGUUCUCUUCUGGGAGGAAGGGUCUGAGCAGAGUGAAGCGGAGGCAGCGAGGGUUAUUGACACCACGGCUCUGCUCUCCGGCUUGAAGGGCAGCUCAGCCUAUCAGAUCGCAGUCAGAGCCCAGAACAGCGCCGGCCUCGGACCCUGCAGCCGCGCUCUCAACAUCACCACCAAGAAACCACCUCCAAGUCAGCCUCCGGGGAAUAUUGAGUGGAACCUGAGCAACUCUAAGAUCUUUCUGAAUUGGGAACAUGUGAAAGCGAUGGAAAAUGAGUCUGAGGUGACGGGAUACAAGGUGGUGUAUCGUCAGAAUUGGCACAGCAGGACUUCUGUACUGGAAACCAAUAAGACCAGUGUGGAGCUCCACAUCCCCUCCGGAGAGGACUACCUCAUUGAGAUCAAAGCUCUGACUGAAGGGGGCGAUGGCACCAGCAGCGGGCCCAUUCGCAUACCAAAGAUGUCCAGUCUGAACUCAAAAGGGUCCGUGUGUGAAGUUCCGAUGAAGAUUUGCAGUUUUAUGAUGUUUCCUGUAUUUGUAAUGUUCAUUAUGUAGCUUCUAUGCCUCUAUAUCCAGCUCUGGGCUCUAGAAUGAAUAUAGUUUAUAGUUCUCUACACGUCAGAUGUAUGGAAUAAGAAGGUAACUUGACAGUCUUUCAACCUCUGGUUUGUAAAUGAAAACUGGACGAUGUGUGUGUUCUGACAGGUUGUCAAAUGUCCACAAAAUGUGUCUGGACUACUCACAGGCAAGAGCACAGUUACAAAACAUUUUCAUCUGCCUAUUUUCAGGACCAUUGCAACCCUCCAGGAUGUAUGAGUUUGAUAAACGUGGGGAUAUGAGUUUCUUAUCUAUUUCAGUCUCCCCCUUUCACUGUCUGUUUCCACCUAUUUUGCCAAGUUAUUUCUUGGCUUGCUGUGACCUCUGAAUGUUACAGACCAAAUUGGCUUUAGCAUAUUUCUCAAAACAUCAGAAACAGGUAGAGGAUCUAAUGUUCUGUCUAUAUUCGUAGAAAGCCGUAAGCUAGCAACUAACACCAUUGAAAGAUUCAAGAUUCAAAGGCUUUAAUGUCAUAUGCACACGAGCUACAGUGUAGAAAUGGCAAU